AUGCGGGGCACGAGCUGCGUGGGCGGCGGGGGUGAGAGCCCGGGCGGCUCGGGCCUGAGCGAGGGCCCGCGGGGCCGCUGGCUGCGUCUGGCCCCGGUCUGCGCCUACUUCCUCUGCGUCUCGCUGGCCGCCGUGCUGCUCGCCGUCUACUACGGUCUCAUCUGGGUCCCCACGCGGGCCCACGCGGCCCCCGCCGGGCCGCCGCCCAGCGCCCCGGCCCCUCCGUGUGCCGCGCGCCCGGGCGCGCCGCUCGCCCCGGCACCCGCCGCCGCCGCCUCGGUGUCCUGCGUCCUGGGAGCCCCCGGCGGGCCGAGACCCCAGCUCGAGCUGCCUCGGAGCCGCCGGCACAGCGACCCCAGCCGCCGCCAGCCACCGGGGGAGACGCCGCAGGCCGCGGGUGGACCAGGACCCGGGUGACGCUCCCCCCCAGCCCUGCCCGGACCGCAGGCGCAGCAUCCGUCAUCCUCAAGAAUGGGGCCGGAAGGGAGAUGCUGGGGGUCCCCUCUCCCCCACAGGCUUCUGAGCGCAGAAGCUGCCGCCCACCGCCCUCCUCCUGAGCCUCUUGUCCAUCUGUAAUA
Molecule: messenger RNA, 578 nt
Organism: Ochotona curzoniae (black-lipped pika)
Lineage: Eukaryota; Metazoa; Chordata; Mammalia; Lagomorpha; Ochotonidae
Gene: INAFM1
Product: InaF motif containing 1
Exons: 1
Coding region: 1-417 (138 amino acids)
Source: RefSeq, a predicted model, not a curated record